This is a messenger RNA of Xyrauchen texanus (razorback sucker), 5883 nucleotides long. Its product is annotated as protein 4.1-like. The transcript has 10 exons. Gene Ontology annotation, cellular component: plasma membrane; cytoskeleton. NCBI's taxonomy places the organism in Eukaryota, Metazoa, Chordata, Actinopteri, Cypriniformes, Catostomidae. Gene Ontology annotation, molecular function: actin binding; structural molecule activity. Bases 73 to 2520 code for a protein of 815 amino acids. The record is from RefSeq and is a predicted model, not a curated record. Gene Ontology annotation, biological process: cortical actin cytoskeleton organization.
CCACCUCCUCUGGUCAUUGAUCCCCUUACUAAGAAAAAGUGGGAGACCGAAAAACAAAGAGAAUUUACUAAGAUGAUACACACUGAGCUAAUGGGAGAGGACGGUGAAGAAAUGCAUUUGCAAAUGGAAUCUUUUGCAGGCCCAAAUAUUUCUCCAGUGGAGAAGUCAACUGAAGCAAAAGAAAAGAGGACCACAAGUGAAUACACUACGUUUGUAUCAAGUACUAAGGCUAAAUCAGACUUAUGUACAGAAGAUAAUUCAGAUAAAGAGCCUUGCCAACCUGCUGAAUCCAGACCUGAGUACGAGAAGACUCCAAUUCCACAUGUUAUGGUGGAAGGUGCUCCACGCAAAAUCAGAAGGGAGAAAAGACCUCAAAGCUUAAAUUUGGGGAGGUCGAGGGACUUUGUGUAUGAAACAGAAGCCAAAAGUUCAAACAUCACACAAGAUAGUGUAGAGUCUGAUGAGGACAAUAAUACUGAAGAUACAGAGGAAACUCUGAUUUGUCCUCCUGAAGAGUUCAACUCAUCACCAGACACAUGGUCACCAUCCAUGGCUGAAAAGCUAAAUCAGCCAGCUACUAAUAUGUCUGUUGGAACACCUCUUGAAAAACAGCAAAGGAAGUUUGACAAAGUACUGGAAAAAGAUUUGCAGAUACCCAAUCAAGGAGCAGUAAGAUCUGAUGAUGCAAGAAAGCUUGCAGAAGAUCAAGAGAAGCCAGGUACUGAAGUGAAGAUUAUGAACACUGAAGACAAACAAGAAAACCAAGAUUCAGUUAAUGGUCCUGGCAAAGAUGAGCUGAAUAGAGUCAAGGCUGAUGUCAGAUUUGAGGUCAUGAAUGUUACAAUGAUUGAUAACUGUGAGAACAAAGAGGAGCCUGGAGAUGUAAUCAAGCAAAGAAUGGAAGGGUUGGGUCUUGAGAAGAAGAUAAACAAUACUGAAUUAGAUAAAGCUGAGGGCAUCCAACUAGCCAACGAGCCAAGAAAGUCUAACCAGAGGGAAACAGGACAUGUAAGAACAGAUAUAACAAGAAUCGUUCCAUUAAAACCUGAGAGAGUGAGAAGCCAGAGUUACAAAGAUGACUUAGAAAUUAGGCAAGGCUCAGAAAUUAUGAAAAUACAUUUUAAAAGAUAUAGUAUAAAUGAAUCUUUCGAGAGUCACUUCGACCCAAGUAAGUUUGAGAGCAGGGACACUAGCUCUUCCUAUGCUAACUUUACCACAAGUCCGGUGAACGCUUACAAAGGUCAGAAGGAAUCGUCUACAAUGGAUCACUUAAUCUCUGAAACUGCUGAGCAACAAGUAUUAAGGGAUUUAGAGGGUUCACCACAAGAAAGAGCUAUGCAGGAUAAUGACACUGCAAAACACACCAGCAGAAUGGUCCAUGGAGAUCUUCUGCUGCCUGAUGAGGGAAUUUCAGGUGUCCAACCUCACAUAUCCAGGACCCCAGUCCACCAAAAAAAUGCCCCACCAACUCCCCCUAUUAAAACAAAGAAAGCAAGAGAAUCAGGUCUUUUUCUGCGCAAUAGUCGCAACUUUAACAAAGACCCAACACUGGAAGCUGACAAGAAGAACCUUCUGGAGUGUCUGUCCAACACUACUACUCAUGAAGACCCACAAGAUGAUGUUAAGCAGCGACCUGCUUCCACCCUGGAGGAUGACUAUAAUAGUGAGCUAGCUGGUUUAAAGGACAUCCACCUGGCCAUCGAGAGGAAGUGUUCAAGCAUGACUGUCAGCUCCACGUCCAGCCUGGAAGCGGAGGUGGAUUUCUCUGUCAUUACGGACUUACAUUGUGAGAUGGAUGAGUUUUCAAGAGGCAUGGCAGAGCUCGGUGAGAAGGACCAGCAGGUAGAGAUGGGUAGGGAGAGCUGUGAGGAGCCCCCCAUGUCUCACUCCACCCAUCAUUUGAAUAUGAGAGAUGUAUCACUCAGGAGGGAACGUUUCAUCGAAGGUCACCCCCAUCAGGAUAUAGAACCUCCCCCUGUUGCCAAGAAAGAUCCCAGCGCAGUGAGUGCUGCCCACAUCUUGAGGAAAGUGGAACCGCAUUCCAAUGGCUCUGAAAUUCCUCAUGCUGUUGAAGAGGUCUCUCACUCUAUGCAGGAGGAUAAGACUGCUGUCAACUGUAAGGAGACCAAUAUCUCCAGCACUGACAACAUACAGCCACAGAAGGUGGACACGAAACAGGAAGAGAGCAUAGCUAAGGUGGUAAAGGAGAACGGGUCGCCUUUAAGGACAAACAGUCUGGCAAGUGAAUUGGUUGUGUCUCCUCUCACCAUCACCACAGAAAAUGUUACCUCAGCCACCACCACUCAAGUGACCAAGACAGUGAAAGGAGGAUAUGCAGAGACCAGGAUUGAGAAAAGAAUCAUCAUUACAGGAGAUGACGAUGUGGACCAACAUCAGGCUCUUGCCAUGGCAAUACAGGAAGCCAAACAACAACAUCCUGACAUGCUGGUGACUAAGGCAGUAGUAGUCAGGGAAACAGACUCUUCCUAUGCAGAGAAACAUCGGACAUCUGAGUCUUGAUCACUAGAGGCUGCUGUUGGGAACAGUGACAAGAAGAUUAGCUCUGGAUGGAUAUCAAUUAAACUUUGUAUAUUCCAAUCAAGAGAAGAUGACUUACACUGCUGAAAUAAAACAAACCACCCAUGCAUUCAGCUCAGCUCUCCUACCUACUAAUGUGGCCCCCUCUGUCCUUCUGUUUAGCCAAACAUUACUUCAGACCAACAAUAUCCAAUUAUCUGAUGUCAAUACAAUGUACAGCACCAUGCAUAGUACUUUACUUCAACUAUAACAACAAUAGUCUGAAUCAUCUGCAGUCUUUAAGAGCUUUAACCCUGAAUUGUAUAAAUGUCAAUAGUUUAACCUUAAAUCUAGAGUGGAUUUGAAAAAUAACUACAAAUACAAAUAAAAUAAAUACUGAAAGUGUUGCCAAAAUUACUCCAUGCCAUCAUGUAUGCACUUGUCGUGUCAUCAGACUUAGUUUCCAGAAUUAAACUGACCUUUUCUAGACUUUUUUUUUUCCAACAACUUCCUGGUACACUAUUAUUUUGCAGUUAUAGCAUGAACAAUAUAUUUCUCAGUUCUAAAGAACAUUGUUCAGGAGAUUCGGUCUUCCAUUUUGGAUUCAUACAUGACUUUCGAGGAUUCCCUGGAAGAAAGUUUGCAGAGGGCACAAAAGUUAUGUAUAUGUGCUGGCCUCGAAAGAUGGCCAUUGUCAAGCCUCGAGUGUUAACUGUCACUAAUAUACUCCAAUUCUUUCUUUUUAGCUUUGUAAAGAUUUUUAAAUAAUGGUUGAUCAAGUUUUUGCUUGUUAAUUAUGAAUACUUAUCAAUUAGAUCAUAUGCAUUUGCGUGGAAUAAAACCUAGAUUUUGAAUGGUGGGAGCACUCAUGCGACAAGCCAGACUGUAUAACUGAUCAGUUAUAAAGGGUACAGAUAGUUAUAUUCUGCAUGUAAAAACAACUGAAAUGACCAUUUACACAUUGCAUAAUAAACAACAGACAUGUUCAAGUGGUGUAUAUCAGCUUGAAAUCCAUGGGAUGCCACCAAGUUGCAACAUGUCAACAGUUAAAGAAAAAAAUAACAUUCUUUGUUUCUGGGUGAAACCAAUCUCUCCAUUGAGAAAUUGACACCCAAAAUGUAUUGCGAUGAGUCCAGUUAAAAAAAAUCCAUCUUAGAUGGAGGACAAAGCGAGAAAAACCUUUGUUAUUCUUAUACAUCAUUAAUAACCCAAAGUAUCGAUACAAAUGUCCCUUCUAAUUCAAUUUUAAAAUGGGCUAAUUUUCUUACUGUUGUGUAUUUUGAUUGCUAUUUUAUUUUUGCACAAGGAGCUCUAUAUGACACAGAGUUGCUGUCUUGGUAAAAUGUUCCAAAUCAAUUUCAGGGAGAAUGCUUCUUAUGUUUGCAAUAGACAGCAAGGUGGCUUACAUGUUUUGUUGUAGUUACCAAAAUUAUGCUUUGAUGGGUAAUAUUAGAAUUUAUAUCAGUACAAUUAGAAUAGAUCUGUUUUAUUUAAAUGUCAGUUAUCAUGUAAGAAUGUGUUGUAUUUUUAUUUGCAUUCAUUUUAAGUUAUGCUGUAUGACUUUGUAUUUAUGAUUGCUGAAUGUUAGCCCUUGGGUUUUCCAUCUCCAAAGCUUCACCAUACAGCAGUGUGAUUAUUACAUUCUGUCUCUCUAUGUGCAUAUUCCAACAUAUAAACAUACAUAUAGUUGUUUAAAUCAAAGAUUUGAAAUAUAUGUAAUAAAUUACCAUCAUAUACAGUAUAUUCUAUGCAUUCUAAGUAGCCCAAGAAAACAGCGAACUGAUGGGAUUUGGAUACCGUGAGCUGUUCUUGUCAAGUAAUUUGCAAUAAUUAAUAUGUUAAUAAACGAAACUGUGAUUAUGCAUACUAUGUUUGUUCUACAUUAUGUUAAUAUGCACAAAUGUGUCACGGUUAACUAUGGCUCUGUCUCUGCACAUACCCUACUGUACUUCUCACUGCUGUGCCCUUGGGAAUGGAAGACCCUCGGAACAUAUCUGAUCUGCUGGCCCCAUCACAAAAAGGAUGUUUACAUGUAAAGAGUAGUAUCACUGGAGGCCCUGGACAUUUACUUCAAGCAUGUUUUAUUUCAUGAGCAGGACGAGGCAGAAUCUGCAGAAUUCUGUGGAAUGGAUUUAAACAUUGUCUUAAAUGGAGCUGGGAGUACUUGACCAGUGGUUCUCAAAUGGUGGGUCACAACCCCAAAAAUGUGUCACAGGUCUAUUCUGAUGGAGUCACGGACAUCAGAGAAAAAACAAUGCUAGACGCAAUAUUAAAAUGCAACUAACUAUGUAAUUGUGUAUAUUUAGGAUAGCAAAAUAAAUGGGCUUAUAAAUGAGCUAUGAACUUUUUAAAGGGAGGAUAAAAUGCUCAUGUUUUACUGUUGAUGUCAAAGGCUGUCCAGCCAAUCAAACUCUAAAGUAUUUUGGUGUAAAUUCCUCAAUCACUUUUUGAUUUUAAGGACAGUUUUGAUUACAUAUUAGUUUUGGUCACCACUUGAUGUCCAAUAUAAAGUCUGAAACCUAAAGAAAAACCAGUUAAGAAUAACGGAGCUAGUCUGUUAUUGGUAGCUGAAAGUAUCAAAUCAGCACAAUAUUUGAUGAACACUCAUUGAACAUGGUUGGAGACAUGUAGACCUUUGUGGAUGAUGGCUUUUUCUAUUCUGUGGUGAUCUGUGGCUGCAGAUUCUAUGUAGGCCUGCUCAUAACAUGUUUACUUACUGUUUAUUUUGAAAGAAAAAAACAAGGUUAAUAUGUGAUUCGAUUUGUUAUGUUAAAGGGAGUGGUGGUAUUAUAUAGUGCAGAUGCAAGAGCAUCAAUGACUUCUGAUGAAACAAGCAUCAUGGAAUAUUAAGCAAAAGUUGUGCAAGCUAUCAAUUCUGUUUGAUACAUAAACGUCAGAACUGAAUCAAGGACUGUUACUGUGAUACAUAUUUGAGAAUUGUCAUAUCAAUAUUGGGUGCCUUAUCAACUCAAUGCCACCUGAGGCAACAGACAAAUGUUGUUACCUGUGAUCCAUUGAAACAAAAGCUUUGUGAACUUGCUUGGGAGGUUUUGGUGUGUACAGCGGGUCAUAUGGGAUUCUGUAAACUAUCUUGUAAAUUGCGUUGUGUAUUCAUAGAUCUAUAGAGUCUGACAUGACAUACAAGUAAAAGAAGGGCAGACUACUGGACAAAUAAAGUGAAACCAGGUUCCUGAUGCUCUGUGCAUGGCAUGAAGCAUUGGAUUUAUCUUCAUAAACUGCUGUCCCACUCUCUUCCAUUUACAAUUGUCCUUCAGAGUUUUAUAGCCAUGUAAUGCUUAAUGGUGUGUGUUUACUGAUUUUGCAUUCAGCCUAAAUGGAGUACAGAAAACAUAAAUAAACGUCUCA